Messenger RNA from Otolemur garnettii (small-eared galago), 2248 nucleotides. RefSeq names its product asparaginase like 1 (gene ASRGL1). NCBI's taxonomy places the organism in Eukaryota, Metazoa, Chordata, Mammalia, Primates, Galagidae. Gene Ontology annotation, molecular function: asparaginase activity. The record is from RefSeq and is a predicted model, not a curated record. The transcript has 7 exons. Bases 252 to 1178 code for a protein of 308 amino acids.
CAGAAACCCCAGAGAGGGCCGCGGCAAGUGCGCUGCGGGCGGCGGGGAGUUACUGCAGCUCCGCGGGGGGCGGCCCCGCCCUCGUGCGCAGGCGCGGAGCCGUUGCCAGCCGAGCGGUUGCGGUCAGACGCGCUUCUAGAUCGCGCCGGGCGGACGGGCUGCACCGUGCGGCUCCGGGGGCCCGCCGGGUGGCUCUGGCCAGCCUGAGGCCUCGGCGUUCGCCCCCUCACGGUCUCCUCGGGUCCGUUGACAUGAGUCUGGUCGUCGUGGUCCACGGUGGCGGAGCCAGCAGCAUCUCCAAGGACCGGAAGGAGCGAGUGCGCCAGGGCGUCAGCAAAGCCGCCACGGUGGGUUACAACAUCCUCAAGCAGGGCGGGAGCGCGGUCGAUGCCGUGGAAGGAGCUGUGGUCACCCUGGAAGAUGAUCCCGAGUUCAACGCCGGGUGUGGAUCUGUCUUGAAUGCAAAUGGUGAAGUUGAAAUGGAUGCCAGUAUCAUGAAUGGAAAAGACCUAUCUGCAGGAGCAGUGUCCGCAGUCCGGUGUAUCGCAAAUCCCAUUAAACUUGCUCGGCUUGUCAUGGAAAAGACACCUCAUUGCUUCCUGACUGACCAAGGUGCAGCAAAAUUUGCAGCAACUAUGGGGAUCCCAGAGAUUCCUGGAGAACAGCUGGUAACAGAGAAAAGUAAAAAACACCUGGAAAAAGACAAGAAUGAGAAAGGUGCUCAGAAAGCAGAAUGUCAAAAAAACUUGGGAACUGUGGGUGCUGUUGCCUUGGACUGCAAAGGAAACGUAGCUUACGCCACCUCUACAGGGGGCAUCACAAAUAAAAUGGUUGGCCGAGUUGGAGACACACCGUGUAUUGGAUCUGGAGGCUACGCUGACAAUGCAAUUGGAGCCAUUUCAACCACCGGGCAUGGGGAAAGCAUCCUGAAGGUGAAUCUGGCCAGACUCACUCUCUUCCACCUAGAACAAGGAAAGUCACUAGAAGAGGCUGCCAACUUGUCGUUGGAUUAUAUGAAGUCAAGGCUCAAAGGUUUAGGUGGUCUCAUCUUGAUUAACAAAACCGGAGACUGGGUGGUAAAGUGGACCUCUGCCUCGAUGCCCUGGGCGGCCGCAAAGGACGACAAGCUGCACUCUGGACUCGACGUGGAUGAAACCACUAUCACGGACCUGCCCUAAGUCCCGGAAGAUUGUAUUCUAGAUGGCAGCUUGGAAGUAAAGUACAAUUUCCGGGUGUGGGGCGCAGCUUAAUCAAUUAGAUCUAGAAAUGGAAAAAUUAUGUUGUCUGUCACUCAUUUUGUUGCCAUGAUCAGUAAGUAUCUGAAUAUGUGGUUGAGGGGUGGGUUCUAAAUUUCUGUAUUAAGAUCAAAGUAAGACUAGUGAAGAUGACCAACUCUACUACUAGAGCCUUUCUCGUGCGCAAUUCCUGUCCUGCAAGGUUAGAAAGAAGCGACACAAUCAUGAUGUGGCAGAAGUGCCUUGGGGCAGGCAGUGCCUUUUGAAAUGAGGAGCCAUGGGCUGGCGAGGUGGGGAGGGGAGGCCCAGUGGAUGUGGCAGUGUUUGAAAGUGAGGCAGGAGCAGCAGGAGAGCUAAUGGACAAAGUCCAGGGGAAUCCUGGAAUGUUCAUCUUGAGUUGCAGAAACAUGCAGUAAAAGCAAAAAUCCUUUAAGGAAAAUGUUCUUCAUUUAUGAGUAAACUGAUUUUUCUAAGAAAGUUCAGAUCUUCUCUGACUCACUAACAUAGACCUGUUUCCGGAUACUUCCAAAGGACCCUCCACUAACUCAUAGCUCCCUAAUUGGGAGACAGAGUGUCAAAAUGAAGACACUCUGAGGUUCCUUGAAAUCUGAGGGUUUUCCUGGGAUCACAGGUGAGCCCCCUUACCUAGUGUUCUCCCACAAUCCAGCCUCAACCUGCUGCUGCCCUCUGGUAUAAAGGGUCAUUUAGUAAGGAAUGGGCUCCCCGCUUCUACACUCUCUCCAACAAAAGGAAGGAGCCAGCUGGUGUGAACAAGACACCAUGAUGCCAUGAAUUUUCAUUCUGUCCAGUGCUUGGGACACCCUCUCCUGCCCCACUGAGUCAAGCUGUACAGUCAGCAUGGUGAGGAAAGUAACUUCCUUGGUGGAGAAUAUUCCUGAUAGUCUCUCUUUACACUGGAAAUGUUAUUUCUGCUAUGACGUAUCUGCUCAAUAUUCUUAGUCUGUCAGGAUUUACUUUCUCUCUGGCAAGAAAUUUCAUAACUUUAAAUCCCA